Messenger RNA from Cynara cardunculus var. scolymus (artichoke), 1004 nucleotides. RefSeq lists its product as uncharacterized. Bases 86 to 751 code for a protein of 221 amino acids. NCBI's taxonomy places the organism in Eukaryota, Viridiplantae, Streptophyta, Magnoliopsida, Asterales, Asteraceae. The transcript has 4 exons. The record is from RefSeq and is a predicted model, not a curated record.
GAUCACCGCUCUGAUCAAAUUGAUCUCUGCGGAUGAAAAUAGACAAAUAUAGGGAAAACGCAGUUCGGAAGAAUCUACGGUGAAGAUGCCGACGGCGUCUUCCAAAUUCACAUCGUUCGAUCUUCAUCAGCCUCUGUUCAUAGCUGCCAUUAUUUUUAAUUUCUUCGUGGUUUAUGCUUCCUCAGAUCUAUCCAUACCACAGGAAUUAGGAGGAGGAAGAGGAAGAGGAGUUGGACUGAGAAGUUUGAAGAGUUUUAAGGAAAAGAAAACUGGCACAAACAUAACUUUCGAUUGCUCUCCUUCUGGUCCAUGCGUCCCUUGCCAAUACUCGGAAAAGAAAGAUGAUACUUACCGCUGUAGUGAAACUGGGUAUCGUAUUCCUAUGAAGUGUAGGAACCUUGAAACUCAGGUAGAUGAAGAAAAUGACAAGAAGAGGCAGAAGGGCCGAAGUACUCUUGAAAAUGCUGACAAACUAAAAUUACAUGUAUUGGUGCACAAUGCAGAAGAUCCGACUACUUUAAUAAGACAGCGAAAUCUAUUGGAAGAGUCAUCCAGCAGAGAAGAUGGAUCAGGAAUCUACAUAACUUACAGAAGCUGUAUACCUGCCAUUAACGAAGAGAAGCUUUCGGUACUUGGCUUUGAGGCAAUAAUAUUGCUGCUGCUGGCAAGUAGUUUAUUUGUAAUCUUCAGACGUAAGGGAACUUUGGUUAUGCCGGGAGCAGUAAGAGUUCCUACCAACUCGAGGUUUUAAGUUUCGGCCAAACGACUAGACACGUACUUCCUAUGGUACAGAUUAUUAAUUAGGUACUGGAUCGAUCGAUCGAUGAAUGGAUGUUUGCCUCCUUUUUCUUUCUUUGUAUGAUAGCAUGUAAUCAGAUGAUUCUUUUGUUAUUUUGCAAAACAUUAGGCCACACAAAAGCUUGUAAUUUUGAGUUAUAUGCUCCAUCUGUAAAACUAUCUUUAACAAAAAUAUUCAGUUAACCGGUGCACAUUUCUUGUUUAAA